AUGGACAACUCGUCUUCAAUCGUGUGCUCCCCAACAGCCGACGACGCCUUCGGGCCAAUCGUCCAGAACUGCCGUGACGGCUUCGACUUCACCCUCACUUUCGAACAAUGUCUUUUCACAAUCCUCCCCGCCUCCCUCCUUCUUCUCGUCGCGCCUAUCCGCCUCUUCCAACUCGGCAAACUCCCCAGCGCCGUCUCCGGCAACGCCCUCCGUCUAACCAAACAGGCCGCCAUCGCCGCCCUUGCCAUCCUACAGCUCACCCUCAUCGCCCUCUGGACCAAACACGAUGGCGCAGGCCGCCUGCGCACCGUGUCCAUCGCAGCCUCCUGCGUGUCCUUCGUCGCUAGUCUGGUAUUUGGUGGUCUCUCGUACAUAGAACACUCGAAGAGCCUUAAGCCUUCGUCCGUCUUGAAUACAUACACCCUCGCAUCGCUGGUGCUGGACGGAGCAAUCCUCCGCACCAUGUGGCUGUCGCACUUAAGCGUCGCCAUCAGCGCCGUCUUCACCGCGUCCUUCGCCUUGAAGGCGGCCAUCGUGAUCCUCGAAGCCCGGGAGAAGACGCGAUACCUCGUCGACGCUCGGUCGUAUAGCCCUGAAGAGACAAGCGGCAUCUACAGCCGCGGUCUCUUCUGGUGGCUCACGCCGCUGCUGUUGACUGGUUUCCGCCGUCUCCUGAAGCCAUUGGACUUGUUCGCCUUGGACGAGUCCAUGUCGGCUGUGGUGCUGAACGAGAGGUUCUGGCUGUUCUGGGACAAGUCCGGAUCGAGCUCGCAUGGCCCGUCGGACGGCUCGCCCCGUCCGCACAGCUAUCAGCUCAUCGGGGCUUGCCUCAACACGCUUCGGUGGCAACUAUUGGCUGUCGUCCCUGCGAGACUCUGUCUGCUCGGCUUCACCAUUUGCCAACCGCUGGUGUUGAACAGGUUCCUCGAGUUCCUGCAGAACCCGUCCGAAGAUGUCAACUACGGUUACGGCCUCAUCGGCGCCUAUGGGCUCGUCUACCUUAGCAUCUCCAUUGCAUCCAGCUUCUACUGGCACAAGGCCUUCCGUUCCACUGCUAUGCUCAGAGGCAUCUUGGUCGCGGCCGUAUACUCCAAAACGACAGAGCUCAGGGUAGCCCCCGGCGACGACUCCGCUGCAGUGACUCUCAUGUCAACUGAUGUCGAGGCCAUCGUCCGCGCUUGGCGCGAAAUCCACGAGUUCUGGGCCAACAUCAUCCAAAUCGCUCUCGCAACAUGGAUACUCAGCACCCACAUCGGCUACGCCGCCGCGGGGCCCAUCAUCGUGUCAGUCGUCGCGUUGAUAGUGACUCUUUCGUUUGCGCCUGCAACCCAGAAAUACCAAGUCGUCUGGAUUGAAAAGGUCCAGAAGCGAAUCGGAAUCACCUCGGCCAUGAUGGGACACGUCAAAAGCAUCAAAAUGUCGGGCCUGACGCAGAAGCUCUCCCAGACCAUUUCCGACCUCCGGCUCUCGGAGAUGAAGGCAGCAGUCCCUUUCCGUGUCAUUGCUUCCAUCUCCUCGGCCGUGGCUCAGAUCCCCCUGAUGAUCGCCCCCGUGGUCACUUUCGCCAUGUACAUGUCCAUCACGUCAAAGACUGGUGAGACGCUCGACGCGACUAAGCUCUUCGCGGCCUUGUCUCUGGUCAUCUUGUUGGCGAGCCCCUUGUUCUUCAUGUUUGAGCUCGUUCUCGACAUCAGUGCCGCCCUUGGAUGCUUCCAUCGGAUCGAGACUUAUCUCUGUGAACCUCCACGAGUCGAGUACCGAAUCAUGCCUUCGGGUUCUCAAUCCGGAUUGCAUCUGGCAGAGACUAAGACCGCGGCUGGGGACGUAGAGUUUGAGGGGGACCUCCACGAUGCCCCGGCUGUUCAUGUCCAAGGAGCCUCAUUUGGCUGGAAGUCGGAUGCCACCGAAAUCCUCGCCGGCGUCAGCUUUGGCGUCGAUUCAGGCCAGCUGCUGAUGCUCGUAGGCCCUGUGGCCUCGGGCAAGAGCACGCUCUUGAAAGGCCUGCUGGGAGAAGUCCCGAAAGUGACCGGAACAAUAGCUCUCUCAAGCGAUCGCAUUUCCUGGUGCGAACAGAGCCCGUGGUUGAUUAACGACACCAUUCAGAAGAACAUCAUCUGCUUCUCUGACUUUGAUGAAACCUUGUAUCGCCAGGUCAUCAAGGCGUGUGAUCUCGACAAGGACAUCAACCAGCUUCAGGGCGGAGACCAGACACUCAUCGGCAGCAAGGGGCUUGCUCUGAGCGGCGGUCAAAAGCAGCGCGUGGCUAUUGCCCGAGCCGUUUAUUCUCGCCCUCAGAUAGCCAUCUUCGACGACGUCUUCAGCGGCCUGGACAACCACACGGCCAAAGCCGUGUUUCGCCGGCUCUUCAGUCCCGAAGAAGGCCUCCUGAGAAGCUGGGGCACUACAAUCGUGCUCGCAACCCAGUCCGUUGGGUUUCAACCUCAGGCGGAUAUGAUCAUCGCGCUCGGGGAGAACAAGAUCGUGGAGAUGGGCACCUUUGAAGAGUGCCAAAAGACAGACGGCUACGUCAGCAGCCUCGUCGCCACUGAGGCCAAAAACAGCCAAGACGAAGACGUUAACCAGACUGACCUGGCUACUGAAGCCUCCGACGAGAUGUCCGAGAAGAAGGAAGCCAAGCCCGCCGCAGAAGAACAAGAUAUGCGGCGUCAGCUCGGCGAUUGGAGCGUCUACGGCUAUUACUUCGGAAGCGUCGGCGUCGCUCUCGUCGCCAUCAUGCUCUUCCUCCAGAUCGUCUGGGCCUUUUUCUCAACAUUUCCCACUGUCUGGCUGAAGUUCUGGACGGACCACACCGCCGAGAAUCCCAACGAGGACUCUGGAUAUUAUCUCGGCGUGUAUGCUGCCUUGCAAGCCAGCGGCGUUGUGUGCUUUGCCGUUCUCAUCUGGUUUGUUCUCGUACCAGUCGCGUCGAGGUCGGGUAUCAAUUUGCACCAAAGACUCCUCACGGCCGUCAUGCACGCUCCGCUGGCCCUCUUUACGAGCACUGAUAUCGGUUCCAUCACAACUCGCUUCUCCCAGGAUAUCGGCCUGAUCGAUAGGAACCUGCCAUUGGCUUUGGUAGUCUCGCUCGCCAGCUUCUUCACCUGUAUCGGCAAGGCCUUCCUCAUAGCCUCCGCCUCAUGGUACAUCGCCAUCAGCUUCCCCGUCCUGAUCCUCGUCUUCUACUACAUCCAACGCGCCUACCUCCGCACAUCCCGCCAGCUCCGGUUGUUGGACCUGGAAGAAAAAGCACCCGUCUACACGCACUUCCUCGAAACCCUCUCCGGCCUCCCGACCCUCCGCGCCCACGCCAUGACGACCCCCUCGAUAACCCACUCCCACGCCCUGAUCGACCGCUCCCAGCGCCCCUUCUACAUCCUCCUCCUGACGCAGCAGUGGCUCACCCUCGUCCUCGACCUGGCGACCACGGCCCUCGCCCUCCUCGUCGUCGGCCUCGCCGUCCGCCUGCGCGCCUCCGUCUCCGUCGGCCUCACCGGCGUCUCCCUCGUCCAGCUCAUCUCCUUCACCGAGACCCUCAAGAUGCUGAUCCAGUUCUGGACCUCACUCGAGACCUCCAUCGGCGCCGUCGCGCGCAUCAAGAACUUCUCCGACGAGACGCCCGACGAGGUCGAGCAGGACGCCUCGAAGCGGGGAGGGCUGGUCUCCACCGCAGCCGCGCCGGGAUGGCCCGCCCGAGGCGCCAUCGAGCUGCGCGACGUCUCGGCCUCGUACGACUCCUCCAAAACCGGAGGAGAGAAGACGCCCAAGGCCCUGGACGGCAUCACCCUCUCCAUCCGCGCCGGCGAGAAGCUCGGCAUCGUGGGACGCACGGGGAGCGGCAAGUCCUCCCUCCUCCUCGCCCUCCUGCGCCUCCUGCCCCUGUCCUCCGGCACCGUCACCGUCGACGGCCUGCCCUCCGACUCCCUCCCGCUCCUGGACUGGAGGUCGUCGCUGAUCGCCAUCACCCAGGACCAGUUCGUCCUGCCCGGGACCGUCCGGCAGAACAUCGACCCCUUCGCCGCGGUCCCGGACGAUGAUGUUGUCAAGUCGGUGCUCGCGCGCCUCGGUCUCUGGGACGCGAUCGAGGGGAGCGGGGGCUUGGACGCCGAGUUUUCGGAGGAGGCUCUGAGUCACGGGCAGCGGCAGCUUUUCUUCGUCGCGAGGGCGGUGUUACGGCGGGAUGUGGGGAGAGUUGUGUUGUUGGACGAAGCCACGAGCAGCGUCGAUGCUCAUACCGAGCGGAUGGUCCGGGAUCUCAUUCGUGAGGAGUUCAAGGAGCACACCGUCAUCGCGAUCGCACACCGCCUGGAUACCAUCGCCGACUUUGACAGAGUCGUCGUCCUGGACAAGGGUCGCGUGGUCGAAGUUGGAGAGCCUCAGAGCUUGCUGCUAGAGGGAGGGAAGUUUAGGGAGCUGUGGGAUGCGAGCAAGCAAAGCGGUGCUCCUGGUGCUUGA
This is a messenger RNA of Colletotrichum karsti, 4452 nucleotides long. RefSeq names its product ABC transporter. The transcript is spliced from 13 exons. NCBI's taxonomy places the organism in Eukaryota, Fungi, Ascomycota, Sordariomycetes, Glomerellales, Glomerellaceae. Bases 1 to 4452 code for a protein of 1483 amino acids. Gene Ontology annotation, biological process: transmembrane transport. Gene Ontology annotation, cellular component: membrane. The record is from RefSeq and is a predicted model, not a curated record. Gene Ontology annotation, molecular function: ATP binding; ABC-type transporter activity; ATP hydrolysis activity.